Molecule: messenger RNA, 804 nt
Organism: Phytophthora sojae
Lineage: Eukaryota; Oomycota; Peronosporomycetes; Peronosporales; Peronosporaceae
Exons: 4
Coding region: 1-804 (267 amino acids)
Biological process (GO): negative regulation of protein localization to cilium
Cellular component (GO): cytoplasm
Source: RefSeq, a predicted model, not a curated record
AUGCCUGGGCGCGUGAGCCAACACCACCAGGAGGAGUUGGGCAAGUUCCUCAAGUUCUUCCGCUCGCGCCUCAAGACGCACCUGGAGAACGUCGAGGCCGACUUUGAGGACACGCGCUCGGAUCGCUUGUCGUCCGAAGAGGUCUACAGCCAGAAGGACAUCCAGGAGGCCAUCAAGUCGCUAUGCUUCGCCGUCAAGGCCAACAUUCGCAGCGAGCUGCAAGAUACCAUCAAUAUGAUGGCGUUGCUGCUGCGCCAGAUCUUCGUGGAGGCCGAGGACAGUGAUCUGGCGCUCGACCUGGACAUCGCCAUGGUUGAAGACAAGGAGCUGCUGGAGCGAGUGGAGCAGCUCAGCGUGUCCGAGUGGAUGAGCGGGGACUCAAGCGGCGGGGCACAGAUCGGAGCGAUGCCAAAGAAUAACGCCAAGGUGAACGCCGACGCCGAGGCCAAGGACAAGUUGGAGAAGCGGCUUCAACAGGAGCAGGAGCAGCACGAGGAGGAGAUCCGCGCAGCCAAACUCACAUCCAAGCAGGAGGUGGACGUGCUCGAGGCGGCACACGCCAAGGAGCUGCGCAAGUUGCAGCGCAAGCUCGAGCAGGCCGCCGAGCGGGUGGAGGAGCUCGAGAAGCAGGUGGAGGACGGCCGGCAGCACAUCGCGCAGACGUCGCAGUUCCAGUCCAUGAAGCGCAUGGUGACGACCAAGAACCAGCAGCUGCAGGACCUGCGCCGCCGCCUGCAGCGCUACGAGCCCGACUACGCCGAAGACGACGGCGAGACCAAGAACGCCGACGAGGACGACGACUAG